AUGGACGCCACACGGCUAGGUAUAACAUUCCAAGAAGCUCAAGCGGUUCUCAGAAAUAUACGAGACAGACAAAGGGGAACGUGCGAACCACGAUUACCUCGACCUCGUGAAUGUGAACGUGAUAUUAAAAGAGGUAUAUCUAAUUGUAGUUGAAGAAAUACCUGAAAAACACAAUCCAAAAAUAUUUCUAUUAUCUAUAUUUGUUAUUUUAUAGAACGUAAUUCCGAAUGCUCUUCCAGUGAAUCACCUUAUUUUACUGUUCCAAAUAUAUUCUUAAAAUCAGAAUGCCGCAACUCAAAUUACCAUAACUGGCAAAAGUCAACUCAAUCUCAAACUAGCAUGUGUCCUGAAACUGACCAGGAGACGGAAAGCAAGCUGUCUUCUCGAAAUGGUAAUUUUUAGGCUUUGAUAUAUUUUUUACUGUCACCUGGCUGUGUAGUUUUUCCCCGAGAAAUUUUUUACCUGCAUGGCUUUUUUCUGUUCUUCCCCCGCGGCCCCGCCCACACUUUUCUAAUGGUCCGUCCCUAAUGUGAAGAAGUUUGUAUAUAACUGUUGCAAUUUGCAACUCAUUUCAGACACAGAGCCAAUGAGCCAUGUUGAUGUAAAAAGUAUACACAGAGCGUAUAGUGCCUUCGGGGCUUGAAAGAAAUGAAUGAGAAUGACCACUACGAGUUUCCGCAAAAUGAAACUUGGACCAUGCAUGUUUACAGUCUUUCUGUGGCUCAUUUGAGCACGUUUCUACAUAAUCUGGCUCACAAGUUGCAGUCUAGUAGAAAUCUUAUUGUCAUUACCUUUACUUUAGUUCACCCUUUCAGCUUUCUUGAGUGUUUUCUUUUAUGUUUAGGAAGUGCGUAUAAGGGAUCUACAUAUGACAGUACUCUAAGCGGGUCAUCUUACUUUAACUCAGUUUCGACAGGAUUGUCUGCUCAACAAGAAAGUGCAGAUACUGCCGACUGCCCGUCAUCUUUUGUCUCACAGGCAGAAAGAGAAGUAAAUCUUCAAACGGUGUUACCUAAAACAUCUUCAAUAGGCAAAGUAAAUCUUCAAACAGUGUCACCUAAAACAUCUUCAAUAGGCAAACGGCUGGAGGAAUUCAAACAUUGCCACGUACAGUGAGUUUCUUGUAUGGUACCAUUGUGUGAUUUGUAUCAAAUUCACCCUUAGAGUAGACAAGUUUAAUAAAGUGUUUUCGACCAAUUAUAGGGAACAACAAUUAGACCAUUCCAGAAUAACUCCUCUGGGUAGGUACUACAGUUUUACUUCCUUAAAAUUCUAUUUAGUUAUUAAAAUUUGCAUAUUUUAAUGUAUUUCAGAAUCAUCUCUAAGACUUCAUAUAUGUAUGAAAAAUAUUAUUAUACACUAAAUUUUAUAACACAUAUUAUCUAGCAAGAAAAUCUACAAAUUGCAAUCCUGCAAAAUUAUUAAAAUCACAGCCACCGGAAAUGAUCACACCUGUGGAAAACAGUGCCUACAAACAGAAUGAUUUAAAGCUUCAGCAAAAAGUUAAACAUCCAACAGAAGUUUCUAAACCGAUGCAUGCUGCUAACCAAAUGGAUAUAACUUCAUAUUUACCAAAGGUUAAGCACCACAGGAAAAAUACCAAAGCCAAAGGGCAAACGAACAUUCAAGAUUUUAGUUCUGCCAAGUCGGAGAAAGUAGCUGCAGAAAAUAUUGAAAGUAUGAGUUUGGAAGAAAGAGAAGUGGUGAUGAAAAAGAUUUUGGCAGCCAGUACCGUUGCUUGCACUUUGGUAUAUGUGGAUGGUAGUACUUUGCUACGUCCUAGUACAACCAAGAGUGUAGUGAGUAUAGUUUAAAGCCUAUGGUUGUCAUUCAUCGGCGAUGCUCAACUAGCUCCAUUAAAAACCUGUAGUAUGCCUAUUUUUAGUUAAUUGCGCCUGGGUACGAGGCUGCAUUGGUGUAUAAAUUUUUUUUCACGGCUAUUGUCCCUGUAUUGAGUAUUGGGAAGGAUUUUCGAAUGGACCAUGAGAACAUCAUCGAUGCAUUCCGACAUAUGAAAACCAGGCUUAAGAAUCUUGCCUUUCUGUAUGUCAUAGCCAUAUAUAGGAUAACCAGGCAAACUGAUCUGUUAAACAUCCUAAGGACAGAAAGGCGUUUCAGUAUCGCAUAGCAAACUAGAAAGAUAUACCCUCAAAUAUCAAACUAUAUGCUAAACCUUACAAUUAGUAAGAUAAACUAACUUCAAAAUCACUUUGAAUAAAGACUCAUUCAUGGGUCAGUUUUAAAGCGAGUAAUAUUAACUAUAAGCUAAGUUAGUUUCAGUAGGGACAAAAGUUUUGUUUUUUGGUGGAGUUUUUAUGGAUGUUAAAUUGAAUAUUUUAAUUGUUGCUGUUAGAAAAAUGUUAAAAAGUUAUUUGUCAUUUAUCUAGAUGCACAGUUACUGAUUUAGUACUUUUUUGCAGGUGAAAGCAAUAUACCUUAGCUUUUCAGGAAACGUUACAUAUUCCACAGAUGAUUGUUGCCGUAUCUGGUUUCCUUUAACGUCUUUGAAAGACAACAGCUCUGAAUACUACCAGUGGUUGAGGUUUGUCACUUUAAUACUCGUUUCCAUUUGCUAAUAUAUUUUUGUAAAGCAUUCAUUAUUGUUUAGUGGAUUCCAGUGACCUAUAGUUUAGCAAGUGGUCCAUAUAUAAUUUAUGACAUGUAAUUUCAGUUUUUUUCUUCAGGGAAUUUUUCUCAAGCUUUAUGGUCAACGAGAGUAAUAAAGUAAUAUAUAACGCACAAAAGUUUAUAAAGACAGUGAUAAAUGUUCUGAACAUUGAAUAUCAUACUGGUAAGAUAAAGAUAUUUCUUUUUCAACUCACUGGUUCCAGUAACUGACCUUGACACUUGUAGGGGCAAGAAGUUACAUGUGAUCUAUAUUUUUGUUCGCCACCAAAUACAAGACUACUACAUAUAAUUGAAAGAGUUAUAACAUUAUUUUCUCACUCUGUUAUAUGCAGAUUAAUUACCACCAUAUACUGCUCAAUGAAACCCAUCCAUGAUAUAGGCCGGCAAGACAUGGCAUACACGCGAUUUUAGUAUCUUAAUGAGCACGCUCAUAUAUGUUACAAAACCCUGUAAUAUACUAAUGAGCGUGCUCAUGAGGCUAGGCAUAAAAUAAAACAGAAGUUGAUGCUUUUGUAACCAAUCUCAACUUUAGGUUGUUUCCAUUGGCGAUGUUUUGAUCCAAAAAUUGCGUCAUGGCUGUUUGACCCAGAUCACCCUCCAGAACAUUAUGACGCACUUUUGUGCAAUGGAUUUGGAAAAGAAAAACUGCGCAACAACGUAAAGUUUGAAAGAUACCAUUUAUGUGUAUACUAUUUAUGUUAUACGUACAAGAUAUAUUGAUGGAGAAACUGUCUGCAUCUCCCGUUGCCGCAUCCAAAAAGUUUGCAGCAAAGUUUAACUUGACUGUAUGCAUGAGUUUUCGUUUUUGUAGGAAUCAGACAAGAACAAUGAAGUGAAUGGUCAAGUGGACGAAGAUAUGUUCUUACUGUUAUCUCUAAUGCCUGAUAUGUUUCUGGCUCUUCAAGUAAAGUAGUUAAGAAAUAGCUAACGCUUUAUGUUGUACAUGAAUAUCUACCUCAUACACUAUCUAUAUACUUCAUGCACUUUUGAUAAUACAUUCAUUCCACUUUCAUUACAGGAGAAAAAGCUAUGGGAACUUUUCUCUGAAGUGGAAAUGAAAAUUUCUCCAAUUCUGGCAGGUAAGAAACCUUGCAGGUAACAAACCUUGGGAAACCACCCACUUAUUCGUGAAGAGGAGAAAAUAACGAUGAAUGGGUUAAUUAGUUUUUCUUCCAUUGUUCACGACGGAAAACCGGAGUUCGCAGAGAAAAACGCACCUAUAUACACGAGUUUACAAGUACAAGUACAUCGACUCAGAGCAGAGUAGCCAAUAAUUAAGUACGAUAAUAGCCUAUACCCUCAAGCUUGUCAACAAGUUGUCACAGUGUCUUCAUUUUAACAAGUUGGUACAAGAUUGGCACACACAACUUGUUAACAAGUUGUUGAAUUGCAGGACGAGAACAAGUUGUUGCCUGUCGACUCAACAACCUUGUAACAAGUUGUCAUCAAGCCAUUGACAGCUUGUCGACAAGCUGGGGACAUGCAGUGCGAACACAUCCUGGUAACAAGUUGUUGAAACCGGACUGAAACGAGUCAGCAGUAGGUUUGUCAUAAGUGGUAUGUUACCUCAAGACUUGACUUGUUGACUUAGGUUUGUCAUAAGUUAAUUGUAUGUUACCUCAGCGCUUGAGCAGCACACUAAUAUCUGGCCAACCACCAGUGCUUUCCAUCCAGUAUGCCUGCACGUGUUCUAAUAGAUUGAUGUUCUUCAUAGUGAUGGAGCUUGUUGGUGUUGAGAUUGAUACGAAACUUCUCCUUGACUAUGGAAAUAUCCUUAAGGUAGUUCUUCAAUUUUUGUCUUUGAUUAUAAACUACGCCCUUUGCGUCUGUUGAUAGUCUUAGAUGAUUUUUUCAAAGAAAUAUCUGAAGAAAAUUUGGUUCUUUUUAUUGUAGAAGAAAAUCAAGAAAUUAGAACAGGAAGGUUAUAAGGUACUGAUUAUUUUUGGCAAAUUUGCGUUACUGAUAUACUGGAUUAUAAAAAGGUGCAAUGCGUAUAGAAAGCUUGGUUUCUUUUUUAGAGCGUUGGUCGUCCAUUUCAAAUGAGUAGCACACAGCAACUUAGACAAGUGAGUACAGCUUAUUCAAAUCAAAAGAACUGUUCUUUCUUCUUAGUAUAGUUUUUGUUUGCUCUAUUUCUAUGGUUUGCUCAUACAUUAAUUUCGAAAUGUCACAUUUCUUAAUAUUCUAUAAUCUAUGUUAUUUAGAUUCUCUUUAAAGAGCUUCAAUUGGACAAAAAUGUUCAAAAACGACUUGCCAGAACACAGAUUAAAAACUACAAAUCAACCUCAGAAAACGUGGUAAGCAUCUCAUGCUUAUUCUGAAGCAUAUAAUUUAGGGAAGCAGGGGGAGCAGAUGUGAUUAGUACGUUGCUCCUUACCUCCAUAAGUUAAGCCAGAGUUAAGACUUAGGUUGACCAACUUGAAAACUCAUAAAUGUAGAGCUUGACUGGUUCUUUUUCCUGUGCUUCGAGAGUUUUUUCUCCAGGUGUUCUGAAUUUCCUGAAAUCGUUAAUCAUAAAAUAAUUAACUAACCCUAGGAGACCUUUGUCAAUUGAGUUGUAAUACUUAAGGCUCUCUGUCUAUCUUAAAGUGGUCAAAACAAUCAUAUGGUUCUCCAGUUUGGUAGUGUAAUAUUUACACUUAUAAAUUUUAUAAGCUCGUCUCUGUAGUUUAAUGAGCAUCAGCAUUGGCUGGUUUAUUAUGAUUGUUUUCUCUUGUAGCUUAGGCAUCUUCAGGACUUUCACCCGUUGCCUAAAAUCAUUUUAGAAUACAGAUCUGUAAGUAAUGCAAAUUUUCAAUCAAAUAUAUCGUUGAUAUAAAUGAUCUUACAAGGAAAAUGGUUCAGGCGUUCUAUUUCUUACUAUUUUGAAUAGGUGACAAAAGUGAAUUCGGCUUAUGUUGAUGGAGUACUAAAUUUUGUUAAAAAUGUGAGUGAAACAUUCAGUUCGUAGUGCAUAUUUGUUUUUCAAACCACGAAGCUGCAUGGCUCAACAUGGCUCAGAAAACUGGUGCUUGUCUUGAGUUAAUCAGUACCAAGUAAAGUAAACCAGCCUCCCCUUGCGUGGAUGAUACUCUUCUACUCACACAAGUUUUUUUACGGGAGUUAAAUCGAGUCAUCGAUUAAUCUAUGCAUCAAUUAAGCCGCAAAAUCUAGCACACACCAGAUACACCUUAAUUAAUUAAUUUGCACGACUUAACGAUCUUAUGUAAAAGCUUACUUGCCCUGUGUGCCUCGCCCGUGUUUCUCUUUAUAGUCAAAUGUGUUUCUUUUUAGGACGUCUUGCAUACUAACUGGUACGUUCUUAUGCUGAAGAGAGAAAUCAACAAGAAGCAUGGAGUGAACAUUCAUUAACCAUUUUUAUAGUUUUUUCAUAUCAUACAUUAUUAUUGUAUAGAAAUUAUUUUUACAGCUGUAAAUCCAUUGUAUUUUUUUACUAAAGAUGGAUAUUAAAGAUUAUUAUUAUUAAAAUUAAAUUUUAAGACCAAUUUUGUGAUUGUGCCAUAGAGAUCUUACAACAGAAUAAAGGUUCAUAUUCUUUUUAGGAAUCAAACUUGUACUGCCACUGGAAGAUUGACAUCUACAAAUCCUGUAGGUAGAUUUUUCUUGUUUUUCUGUCUUCGUAUAGGACUAUAUAGACACUGGAUUGUUAUCCAACUAGUUUAAUUUAAUCAUUCUGUUACCUUAGAAAGCUUUUAAGGUUUUCUAUUCCAUUCUCUUUGUACAUUUAUAUAUUUCAUCAUUGAUAUCUUUCAUCGUUUCUUCGUAUUUGUAAUAAACUUAAAUGUUUCUUUUCAUACUUAAAGAACAUCCAAGCGAUUCCAAAAAACCAACUGGAUAUAACUGGUGUUACCAAACAAUUUAUUAUAGGUACGAACAUAUUCCUUGUCUUAAUUUUUGUUAUGGUAGAAGAUACUAAAGUAAUUUUAUCCAUUUUAUAGUCGUCAGUUUGAUUUCAGCUUCCAAGUCUAUCUGUUUUAAUUAAACUAGUAUUUGUCCCUAUGGAAGUCCAGUACAAGGAUAUUCGUUAUUGGUCCAGUGUUACUUACCGUUCUCCAUUGUCAUUGGAAGUAGUUUGAUGCCACUUAUCAUUAUUAUUAUUAUUCACUGGUGCAUCAAUUGCCACUGUUCACCAAUAUAGGGAAAGAAAUGGAGACAACAUCAAUCGUUCCAAGAAAGGCUUUUAAGAGUCGUACUGGAUGGUCAUUUCUAUCUUCUGGUAAAAUCUAUCUUCUGGUAAAAUUUAUCUUCGUUUAAAAAAUUUCACUCAAAGUAAAUAUACAGCAUUUCGUCAUCUUAUUACCUUUCGUUUCAGACUUUCAAAGUAUUGAAUUACGCUUGCUGGCUCAUUUCUCUGAAGAUCCUUUACUACUUCAGAUAUUUAAUGAAUCUGAAGACGACAUAUUUGUUCAGUUGGCAUCCAUUUGGUAAGUGUUCACUUACAAUUUAGAUUCUCUUUCUUAUGUACAUCGCCUUUUACCAGGUCAAGGCAAACGCCCUUGAAAACAAAAUUGAAGAAGGCUAUCUACAAUUUGUAACACAAUUCUAACAACACUUGAGGAGAAAAAUAAUUCUCAAACACCUUCUUGUCCCUGCAUGGUAGUGGCAAAAUUUUAAAACGAUACCAGUAAAAUACCAACCUCCAGAUUUCGAGGUUCUAGGAUUGGAACGUCUGGUUGUAAUAUUCAAGUAUUGAUAUUCUGUAGGUUAUCAGUAGAUCCUAAAUUAGUUCAAAGUGAAGAUAGAGAGCGUGCUAAAAGGGUUGUUUACUCGGUUGUCUAUGGUGUUGGUAAGUUGGGUAAUGUUGUCAUUCUUGUUGACAUCCACACACAUGCGACUCUCAUUCUCAUGGGCGUACCGGAAGGAAAAAUUUAGGGGGGGCGGAAAGAAAUUUGCCCGACUUUUCCGGAUUUUGCCCGACACGUACCGAAAAAUUUUUUCAGUGUACCAUUUAAGGGGUCAAAAAUUUUUCCCGGACAUACCAAAAUUUUCCGAAACCUAACAAAAAUUUUGGAAACAUCACAAAAUUGACAGAAUUUGUCCAAUUUAUUUUUUUAAUAAACCAAAAUUGCCCGACUGUUCAGCGAAUAUUGCCCGACUGCCCAACAAACUGGGGGGGGGGGGUCCGCCCGGUACGCCCAUGCUCAUUCUCAAUAUCCAGUCCUCCAUGCAUAAGAUCCAUAGGAUACUACUAAAAUUUCUGCUACUCGAAUUUUUUUUUUACUACCGAAUUUGUCUUGUGUAAAGGGAAAGAACGAUUGGCAGAUACAUUAAAUGUGAGCGCAGAUCAAGCUAAGUCGUUUACCACCAGUUUUCUGGGUACGUAUGUUUAAAAUUGGUCUUCCAUCAAAACUUUAUGAUGUGAGAAGAAGGAUGGUGUAAUGUUAAUAUGAAAUAUUUUAUAAUAAUUUCAGCCACAUUUACUGGACUAAAACACUUCAUCCAGAGUUGCAUCAAUGAAUGUAGAAAACAAGGUAGGUUCACGUAUACUAAACUAAACUAAACUAGCCAGUAACUAGAUUGUUGUAUAGAUGUAUCAGUUCUAGAGCCGAAUUACAUAUCACUGAUUACAUUAUGCAUAACUGACAAUUAAUGGAUUAUUGGGCUCGUAAUUAUUACGGUGGCUAUAAAGUACGCCUGUUUUCGGCAUACCUUUUAGCCACGGUUUUUUUCUUUCUAUUUUUAUGCCUGUUUUCGGCGUACCAUGAUAUAGCCACGAUUUGUGGCUAUAAAGUACGCCUGCUUUCCACGGUUGUGCAGCAUAGAUUAUAGAGCUCCAUCUGGAGCUAUGAACUAUAGUGGUUUACGGAAGAUAUUAUUGGUCCAGACAGGAGAAAACCAAAUAAUUCAUGAGCUGUGACUAUCGAAAAUCCUGCCGUACAGACCACUCGGACCGCAGCCACAGAGGUGUAACUAGACGUACACACAAGUACACUGUAUUUAACCAUGUUGGCCUGCAUCUCUCCUCUCUGUAUCGUAUAACUGCACACAAUUACAUCUCUAUCGUGUUUCUAUAGGUUAUGUUACCACUAUCUUUGGACGGCGGCGAUUACUUCCGGGAAUAAAUUCCACUGAUCCACACCUUCGUUCACAGUCAGAAAGACAGGCUGUUAAUUUUGUUAUACAAGGUAUGAAUAAUAAAUUAAAACGGUAGCAACUAUCCAUGCAGGAUUAGGACAAAAUUAGUUGAACAUCUGUUAUGCUGAUUUUGCACAUCAAAAGUUUUGAACUAUUUGCUGACUUUUAUUACUUUUCUACUAGAUCUUUUUUAUCACCGGGUUUUAUGAUAGCAUGGAUUUUCCUUUCAUUUGAACUCCCCUCAACAUUUCCACAUAUCUCUAUACGAAUAAUUUGCGAUUAGUGUGAUCCGCUUUCUUUCCAAUUCAUGGCGGCAUUUUACAGGAUCUGCAGCAGAUAUUUGCAAGAUGGGAAUGCUUUUGGUCGUUCAGUCUUUAGAAAACAAGGAUUUGAAACUGAAAGCAAGGUUUAUAAAAUGCACUUUUGGUCAUUGUACAUUAAGUUUUAUCGGAAUCUUGGACCAAGACUUGGUAUCUUUUUUUAGAUUGCUUAUUCAAAUUCACGAUGAAUUGGUACUCGAAGUACAUGAUGAUUAUAUUGAAAAUGUGAAAGGUAAGAAUUGUCUUAGUAUGACGAUGUAUGGUUGAUUUGAAUUACAGUAAAGCCCCGCAUAAAAGAACCAGUAAAUUUUGACUUCAGGCUGAAGUGGUUCUUAUGUAAUAUUUCAAAACCGACUAUGAGGACUGGACUAGAUUUAAAGUCCGCGCAAUUUGAUCAAGUCCGAGACGAAGCCGAGGACUUCAUGCCUCAAAAUGCGAGGACUUGAAAUCUAGUCCAGUCCUCAUAGUCGGUUUUCCUUCCCAUGACACAACGAGGGCCUGCGGAGGAGGCAGGUUUUAAAAUGACAUCUCAUACGAAUAAAUAAUUAAUUAAAGUGAGGUGAAUUAAUUUUGAUCCAGUCCUAGGACUGGAUCAAUCUACUUCACUGAGUAUCCAGUAUUAUCAUGUGAACAAAAUAAAGCAAUAUGGUUGGCUAAUUUACUCAUGAAUUAUUAAUGAGUUUGAGAUAUAAUCUUACUUCACUUCACACUAUACUUAUUUUUAUUCUACACAUUAAUAUUCUACAUAAUAAUAUUUUUAUUCUACACAUUAAUUUUACACAUUAUUUUUAUUCUACACAUUAAAACUAUUGCUAUGACACAAAUGUGGUUCUCGUUACAUAAAAAAAAACUUUUAAAAACUUGUAUUUUCGGUGCUUAAUUGCCCAAAUUUCAGGCAGUGGUGGUUCUUAACCUACUGGUUCUUUUAUGCGGGGUUUUACUGCAGUGUAGAUGCCUUUUUAAUAUUUUGUAAUUACCUUUUCCAUUAAGAAUUAGUUAAAGUUUGUCUGGAAGACACGGAUGCACUUUGUGGAGGCCAUGUCAAGUUGAAGGUAUUCUUUGGGGGAAAAUAGAUCUAGCUUUUAUUAUAUAUAGAUCAACUUUCUUCAUUUUCAAGCAAGCGUUUGCUGUAUUCGAAUCUUUAGGUGAACUUGAAAGUAUCUGUUAGCUGUGGCAAAACAUGGGCAGAGAUGCACCCAUUCUGUUGAUGGCAGGAGGGGUUUUGUUAUCAGGGGUGAAUUGAAAAACAAAUUGAUGGUUUAUUUGGAUAAUUAAUUUAUCAAACUUGGUAAAGUACACGUUUUUAAUGUAUCUCAACCAUAAUUUACAAUUACGCAUAUUUCUGUAAAUAAGUAAAUAAGUAAAUGAUCUCGUAUGAUGUUGAAUGCGUGACAGUUUUAAUGGUGUUUUUUGGUAGUUACUAGUUACGCAAUUGUGAAACAAAGAAUUUUUAAUAGAUCAGGAAAGCGUUUUAUAUUGACGACGUGUUUUUGCAAGACAACAAGUUGUUAUGGACAGUAGUGGAAUAACAGUAUAAGUCGUAUAACACAAUUCCAACCAGCUGGAGCGUGUUUAUAGGAGGGAAGCGGAAAUAGGGAGCCUGGCUGGCGAGGUUGACACGAUUCUUUAUGAUGCACUUUUACCGAUCGAGAUGGAGUGACCCGGGGGGGGGGUUACUAUGGGGAGUUGAAUUUUAAUUUUUUUCGGUAAAGUCCAUGAACAAAAUCUAAGUAGCUUGCGGGAAAAUCCCAUGCAAAACUAUAUAAGCUAUAACAAAAAUAAAUAAAUCCCAUGCAAAACUAUAUAAACCAUCAAGUUUUUCUCGAAAUUUGCACAAAAUGGGUUGGGAGGUAUGGUUAGGGCGUGUGGGAGGCGUGACGACAAGGCACAACUGUCUGCUCAGUGGAAUCAUACAAGUUAUUGGUUAAAACGUCAUGUUAGAUCGCACAACUGGCGGUUGGUUUUGCUUUGGAAUCAGCUUUCGUUCUAUUAAUUAAAAUAUUUUAGAUUUUAUAUCGAAGGCUAUUUCUUUCUAAUUGAGCAAUACAAAUUUCGAAAGGGUAAGUAAAUGAAUGCUAUAUUUCUUCAACAUUUGCUAUAUUAUAGUGUGAUUGUGUGAAAUAUUUAUGUUGAAAUCACAGACUUUUACAACAUAUUUGUAAACAAAUGAGACAAUGGACCUUUUAGAUGUCGUUUUUACGCUACGUGUCAGUGUAUAAAAGGUUUAUUAACUUUUAUGUGUAAAAUGUACAAUUUAUUUGUUCAACGUACAAAUUCUUGUCAACACAAACACAUCCCAUUCCUGACAUCCUGUUAUCAAUUUCGGAAGUAAAGUACACGUAGUUCUUCAUCUUGCAUGAAGUAAAUUAUUUUAUUCAUUUUGCUCGAUUUAAUUCUGAUUAGGUAAUUAUAGCCAAUUAGGGAAGCAAGGAGAAAACAUGAAGGUCAAAGAGAAUAUUUACAUUAAAAUUCACUAAAGAUAUGAAGAGCAUGCAAAUCAGCUAGUUUUACAUUUAUGAUUUGUCCAUAUUGGCCUGCAUGGGGAAAAAAUACCCACACACUUUUGACUCCAUGCAGUUGCUAAAAUGUCUGCCCCAAACGACAUAUAUUUGAGUAGGCUGUCAAGUUCUGCAUAUGCUAAUCAAUUGCUCCGCUAAUAUGUAUAUAUAAUGUAUACUUUUCUACAAAAUUUUAAUGCUGCUGAUCAGUUGUACAAGAUCUGCUGUCAGUAAUGGCAGAAGCUGCUCGACUUCCAGAUGGAAGAAUUGAUCUAGAUCAUCCAAGAUUUGAUCAAAGUACGUUUUGGGGCAGAGCUAAACAUUUCUUUACUGUGACUGACCCAAGAAAUCUUCUUCAUUCUGAAGCUGUGUUGGAUCGGAGCAAAAACCUCUUGCAGGCAUACAGGUAAUUAAUACAUAAACUAAUUGUAGUCCAUGCUAGCUGCUGACAUUUGGGGCAGCUACUGCCCUUUCAUUUUGUAUGCUUAGUUGAUGAUUAUUUUAUGUAUAGGGUGAAGCAAGAACCAGCAGGAACUACAGAUGAAGACAUAUGGCAUGCAAAGAAAAUUUACGAGUCAGCAUUUCAUCCUGAGACUGGAGAGAAGAUGUUCAUCGUUGGUCGUAUGUCAGCUCAGGUGCCAUGCAACAUGACUAUAGUUGGAUGUAUGAUGACAUUUUACAAGUGAGACUGAUGAAGGUUUUUCUUUUUUGAUCAACUGCUUGUAUUUGGGGCUGUUUGUAUGAAAGCAGGGCUGACUCAUGAAUUAGAAGCACAGUGAAUGAAAAACCAUAGUGUUAGAAAAUAUGAAAAUUGGACUAUCCUGCAAGCCAGCCAGGUUCCAUAUAGAUAGCCCUGUAAAUACAUUGAAAGAAACUGCCUUUUUGUUAACACUUGCAUGUUAAUAUGCAUGUUUGUGAUGAAAUAUAUUUUGAUAUUUUAGGACUGUUCCUCAAGUGUUAUUUUGGCAAUGGAUUAACCAGUCUUUUAAUGCUGUAGUGAACUAUACAAAUAGAAGUGGUGAUAGUCCUAUUACAAAAGGGUACGUUUGAAACUGAAAUUUACUUGAGAAAUAGCAUUUGUAUUUAUAGCUACACUCACUCAACUCUCCUCCGCAGAGCCUUACAAAUUUUUAGUAAAAUUACGUAAUAUUACUUGGGAAACAAAUUACGUAUUGUUAGUUAAACGCGCUAGGUAUGAUGGGAAGACGGGAUCUCCCACCACUAAAUGUCCUCUACUAUCCCUACAUUAUCCCUACAAAUCCUAUAUAAUUCAGACUCUGUGGAGGAGAGUGAGCUACACUGCUAUCCAUAACUCAUCAGACUAAUCCAUUAUGUGUUAUAUAUUUCCUAGGCAACUUGCACAAGCAUAUGUGGUUGCAACAACCAGUGCUGUUGCAGUGGCUGUCGGACUCAAUUCAUUAGUGAAAGUAUGUAAAACUAAUUUAUGUGUUAGUACAAUCAUGUGAUUCUAAUUCCCUACAUCAAUGAGUAGAUUCUUUCCCAUUUGUUUGUUUGUCAUGGUGUUUCCACAAACUGAAACUUAUACUAUUGCUAUGCAAAACUUAUUAGAGCACUAUUUGUUUUUCAGAGAGCUCCUCCACUUGUUGGUAGAUUUGUUCCAUUUGUUGCAGUUGCUUCAGCAAAUUGUGUUAAUAUUCCAUUGAUGAGACAAAGGUAAUAUACAUUACCGCUAGAUUCUAUUGGUCACAUUAUAUCAUAUCUACAUGUACCAAUUAAUUUCAUUGUAAAUUUAAUGUUUAGAGAACUUAAAAAUGGUAUUCCAGUGUAUGAUAAAGAAGGAAAUAAACUUGGAAUUUCUAAGGUGAUUAUGAGGAACAUAUAAGACAUACAACUUACAUGUAAAAAUAUGGAACUUACGAGCAGUUUAUAGGCCCGGGCAAAUAUUUUAAAAUGUUUGCACAUUUUUUCUUUAGUAUGCUGCAAAAAUAGCUGUACCCAGUGUGGUUUUUUCAAGAGUUGUCAUGACAACACCUGGGAUGAGUAUGUUAAUUAUUAAAUAUUUGUCAGCCUAUAAUAUCGUCUUUUCUUACUCUUACUUUUACACAUAUGAAAGUCGAUUAAUAUUUUUUCCUUUGCAGUUAUCCCUCCUUUCUUGAUGAAUCGUUUAGACACUACUGCAUUUAUGAAAGUACGUAAUUGACAUGAAUUGUAAUUAUACACAUUUUCCACUUUAUAUUAUAUUACUACACCAUUCAGUUUUCAAAUUGUAAAUUUCACAGUAACAUUCACUGACCUUUUCCUUUAUCAUUGUCUUAGAGGUUACCUUGGACUGCUUCUCCAAUUCAAGUAUUUUUAGUUGGUUGUUGGUAAGUGAUAUACAUCAGUGUAUGUUCUUUGUAUAUAUGGAAAUUAACCCAGAUAUCAAGUUAAAAAGUUUACUUUUUUAUUUUAGCCUUGUGUUUGCUACACCUAUGUGCUGUGCUAUCUUCCCACAAAGAUUGUAAGUACAAACUAUUUAUCAAGGGUGUAGGAAGCUUGAUAAACUUAUGGUGGUCCAAUUCCACUAAGUGCCACAUGGCUGGCACCAAGCAGGAAAAUUUUGAGUCUCUGUAGAUUGUCAGAAAUGGUAUUCUCAGAGUAUUCUCUGCCUCUUUUGUUAGGCCCCAGUGGCAGAAAUCUUUACUCGACCAAUUUUUGGAAAUUUUGACAUAAAAGAGGGCUAAAAACAGCCUUUUCUAGUGCAAAUGGGGGGGUUGUCAGAAAUUUGAAGGUUUUGUUAGAAAUUUAGGAGGCUUUGCCCCCCCCCCCAAACUGGAAAAGGUGAAUUCCGCCACUGUUAGGCUAUGCUGUCCGAGAGUCGAGAUGGAUUAUUACAUUAAUUAGCAGAUCAGUGCAAUUUUUAAGAAUUCAUGUAUUCUGGCCCCCCUUUCUAAAGUAUUGGGGACACACCCACUAGCCUGCAUCACAGACACCUGCUAUUCAUUUUUUUCUAUGCUCAUUCAGUGUGUUUUUACUGUUUUUGCACAAUGUUCAGGCAUGCACUGUACAAAACCUAAUUAUUUGUUUUCUCUUCAGUUCUUUAGCCUUCCAUCAUCUUGAACCAGAAUUGCAAGAGGAAUUGAAGAAGAAAGAUCAAGUUUAUGACUAUGUUUAUUUCAAUAAAGGACUCUAG
Molecule: messenger RNA, 14654 nt
Organism: Paramuricea clavata
Lineage: Eukaryota; Metazoa; Cnidaria; Anthozoa; Malacalcyonacea; Plexauridae
Source: the annotation of a GenBank genome assembly